Messenger RNA from Alosa sapidissima (American shad), 1101 nucleotides. RefSeq lists its product as uncharacterized. The transcript is spliced from 7 exons. The record is from RefSeq and is a predicted model, not a curated record. Gene Ontology annotation, molecular function: DNA binding. Lineage: Eukaryota; Metazoa; Chordata; Actinopteri; Clupeiformes; Clupeidae. Bases 225 to 917 code for a protein of 230 amino acids.
CUGACAAACAGAACACACUCAUGCAAAUAUUAUAACAAACUUUUAAGUGGGGACACGCCAUGACUCCACGUAUAGCUAAACGGUGUAGCUGGUAAACCAUUUUAACAUGACCAGUUUAAAAUGACUGAUGAGUCAAUAUUUGACUAGUUCAAUGUAGGUAGUUUGAAACGUGAAGUCUGGAAAACAAAUUUCAGUCAGCUUACCUAUCGUAAGGUAACGAAGCAAUGCCGCAGAUUACCGCAACAACCAUACUACAACUGGCGCUUCUUCUCUCGGCAUUGCCCGCGCAGUACCUCAUGUCCAAAUGGAGCAGCGUGUCAGCGGCAGAGCGCUACCACAGUAUUAAAAGUUUUCUGAGAGCUUGGAAUGACCUCAGCUCCUCUUACCUGAACGCCAGCGCUUGGAUUGAGUGGGCAACGUCGUGGGUGCCCAAAGUGACCUUUUCCAGGCUCUUUGACGAUCCUGAGGAAGUGGAGGAUGUGGAUGAUGGCUCCCCUCCCCUCGAGGAGUUGCUCCAGGACAACGACCUUGGUUACUUUGCAGCCUCAAAAGAUGUCCACAGCCCGCGGCCAAUGUAUGUGUUGCACCGGGUGGGUCAUGUUGUCAUGGAGAAUCAGAACAACAUGGUUGGUGUGAUCGUUGGCUGGGAUGCUGAGCUGCGGGCGCCGGCAAACUGGAUCAAGAAAAGAUACACACCGCCAGAGCUGCAGAGUGCAGUAGAUAGUCCUCAUUAUAAGGUUGUGUUUAGUGGCCCUGCCUCAUCCUCUAUUAUGGUGGGAUAUCUACCCCAGUCAGCUCUGAGGCGAAUCAGAGGAUACAAGCCGGAGAUCCCCACCCUUGACCUGUACUUCUCCGACUUUGACGGCGAGAAGUUUGUAAUGAAGCCUUGGCUGGAACAGAUCUACCCUGAAGACUGAGUAAGAAGACGGAGAAGGAGAAGAGAGAGAGAGAGAGAGAGAGAGAGAGAGAGAGAGAGAGAGAGGGAGGAUGAUGAUGAUGAUGAUGUUGGUGAUGAUGAAGGUACAGAAAGCAUGAAGGCUGGGUAGACUUGAGAGUUGACAUGGAGCAGUUGAAGAACAUAAUAUAACAUUAUGUAAUUUA